UCUUUCUCCCGGGUCUGUCUGGGUCUCUGUCUUUGGGUAUUUCUCUCUGCACUUCCAUCUGUCUGGGUCUCCGCUUCCCUGCCCCGCACGCACCGCCCCCUGCCCAAGCCCCUCCAAUCCCGGCAGCUCGAGCCUAGCGCUCCAGUCUCCCAUUGGUCCGUCCGGAGCCCCCCGCCCCCGCCUGCCCGACCCCCAUCUGGGCCCCUCCAUUCACACAAAGUUUGGCUCCGGCGCUGCGGAGGGAGGGGGCGGCCCGGCCCGGCCCAGCUCUGCCCCCGGCCGGCCCGACCCCGGCCCCGGCCCCCGGACAACCCCUUAUCUGAUCCCAGCUCCGGGUUUAAGAGUCCUGACCCUGCCCGUCGCACAGCUCUGCUCCUUACUCCUGCCCGCCCAGUCCGUCCAUCUGUCCCGCUGCCCCGCGGCCCAUCCAAGGGGCCACUCCACCUCGGACCCAAGAUGACGUCCGUUGCCAAGGUGUAUUACAGUCAAACCACUCAGACAGAAAGUCGGCCCCUAAUGGGCCCAGGGAUACGACGGCGGAGAGUCCUGACAAAAGAUGGUCGCAGCAACGUGAGAAUGGAGCACAUUGCUGACAAGCGCUUCCUCUACCUCAAGGACCUGUGGACAACCUUCAUUGACAUGCAGUGGCGCUACAAGCUUCUGCUCUUCUCUGCGACCUUUGCAGGCACAUGGUUCCUCUUUGGUGUGGUGUGGUAUCUGGUAGCUGUGGCACAUGGGGACCUGCUGGAGCUGGGUCCCCCCGCCAACCACACCCCCUGUGUGGUCCAGGUGCACACUCUCACUGGAGCCUUCCUCUUCUCCCUGGAAUCCCAGACCACCAUCGGCUAUGGCUUCCGCUACAUCAGUGAGGAAUGUCCACUGGCCAUUGUGCUUCUUAUUGCCCAGCUGGUGCUCACCACCAUCCUGGAAAUCUUCAUCACAGGUACCUUCCUGGCGAAGAUUGCCCGGCCUAAGAAGCGGGCCGAGACCAUUCGUUUCAGCCAGCAUGCAGUUGUAGCCUCUCACAAUGGGAAGCCCUGCCUCAUGAUCCGAGUUGCCAACAUGCGCAAGAGCCUCCUCAUUGGCUGCCAGGUGACAGGCAAACUGCUUCAGACCCACCAAACCAAGGAGGGUGAGAAUAUCCGGCUCAACCAGGUCAACGUGACUUUCCAAGUAGACACAGCCUCUGACAGCCCCUUCCUCAUUCUACCCCUUACCUUCUAUCAUGUGGUAGACGAGACCAGUCCCUUGAAAGAUCUCCCUCUUCGAAGUGGUGAGGGUGACUUUGAGCUGGUGCUGAUCCUAAGCGGGACAGUGGAGUCCACCAGUGCCACCUGCCAGGUGCGCACUUCCUACCUGCCAGAGGAGAUCCUUUGGGGCUACGAGUUCACACCUGCCAUCUCACUGUCAGCCAGUGGUAAAUACAUAGCUGACUUCAGCCUUUUUGACCAAGUUGUGAAAGUGGCCUCUCCUAGUGGCCUCCGUGACAGCACUGUACGCUAUGGAGACCCUGAAAAGCUCAAGUUGGAGGAGUCACUAAGGGAGCAGGCUGAGAAGGAGGGCAGUGCCCUUAGUGUGCGCAUCAGCAAUGUCUGAUGACCUGUUCCCACUUUGCCAUUCCUCUGAUCUCUUUUCCUCUCUUUCAAUGCCCCAGUAAGGAAUACUGCCUGGGUUUACUGGAGAUCCCCAGAAGCAUCCAUCCUCCACUCCCUCUUCUUUAAUCUGGUGGCCUGUCAUUAGCUUAGGCCAACUGGAGUCCAGGUUCCCCCCCCCCGCCCACUGUCCCCUUUCUCCUCCCCCUGCUUCUGCCCCAAUACACAUACCUCCUUAAGCCAGGAUGGGGGAAAGAGAGGGAUUAGGCUGCAGUGGCUUAGAAGGCCUCAGCCAUGCUUGGAGACUCAUGUUAGGAGGACCAUGUUGUUGGAAGGAUAGACUCCCCCACCUCCCGCCACCACCAAGAAGUUUGGUGACUUGAGGCUGGAGCUCCCUCUGUCUCUACCUUUCCAUCUAGCAAGUUCCCAAAGGCAAGACUCUCUCUGAUGGUCACAUUGCUGUCUAUGCUUUCAGAAAUUCGGGAAUCUGAUCUCACUGUAUCCUAGGGUUUUUACCAACCUCUGUUGAAAGAAGCCAGGGUUUGUCACUGUGAAGCUGAUUUCUGCUGGUAACUUCUGACCAUACCCUAGAACCAUGGUCACCACUAUUCUCCCUGGCUAGUUUCUCAAGUGAACACUCAGGAUACCCAGUUCCUUCAUAGCCUCUGUUCUCAGAGAAUUGGAGUUGGCCCAAGAAACAUAAACAUGCAACCAUCCAUAUCUAUCCUGGAUUCUGAACUCUUCAAUUUGGAGUGACUAACACAAGUUGUUGUCUAAAACUUUAAACCUAUCUUCCAGGCAGCCCCGGAAAGAUCUGUAUCUCCAUGUCCUGUGAAUGGAAGGACACAAGCCAAUAUGUUCCUUUGAAAAGAGUUCAGUGCCCAAGCCCCAUGGAAAGGUCUGAAAAUAAUAAUCCAGAUUACAUUGUACCUGGCUUCUUUUCGUCCUUUCCUGCCCAGCCUAGAUCCUUCUUCCUUAACUCCGACCCUUUGGGAGAAGGCAGGGGAAAUGCAAGGGCCUUCCUCUCUUAACACGGAUGCUCAAGUAAAACUAGAUUCACAGGGUACAGAUUCCCUGGAAAGUUAACCCAGCUCCACCAUGAGGGAUGGGCAAGUUCUCAGAUUUCCAGACUGCUAUAGAGAGCCUCUGGGAAUUAGUGAUGCUUUGUUAAGGUUUAGGCAGAAGCAGAACUCUGCGGCUGGCAGCCACUAUUCUGUUACACCUCCCAGUUCCUUCUGAAAGUGCCAGUUAUUUCAUUAGGCAAUGCUGAGCGGAGAGGAAAUUAUACCAUCUGAUCAAAUAACCAUGGCUUCCCUCAGCCAUUCCUGAGACAUGGUAUAAAAUGAUGAAAAUCAAUAUCAUCUCUACUCUCUUCUGCCAUAAGGCCAUUUUCAGGCAAGUUAAAAAGCAUACUUUAAGAGAUCAGACUCAGCCUAUUCCUUGUUCCCUGGUGGGGUCUGUGGUAAUGGUCAGGGAAGGACAUUUAGGCACCAGAGCUUUAUCCAAAGCCUCAAAUCCCUAGACUGCUUUCUGGCCUCACUUUGGUAUGAAGGAAGCCCCACACAGUGGUACUGCAUAGUCCCACUAUGAAUCAAGUGGCAGUUUAUUUGAGGUGAUCUCAGCCAAUUGUUGUAAGCUACAUGCUCACACAGAAUAUAUACAUGCAUCUAUAUACUGAGCCUUGCAGAGAAACACAAAAUAUUGAGGCUAGACCCAUGAUUACCACCUACUAUAAUUGCACAAGUUCUUGUCAUAUUGAUCUCUCCUCGAACUCAACUAACUGUAUGAAGACCCUUCAUUGUGCAUCUACUGUAAACCCCACCAUUACCUUCUAGCUGGCGUAAAGACAAGAACCACAGAAACUUGAAAAAUCUGAAACAGAAAACAGAAGGCAAAGAGCCAGCUUCUGGGUUCUCAACUUUAUUCAUUAGAUUUACCUGAUUUCUUUCAGUGUAUAGGGACAAGAUGUACUGCUCUGUGUGUGUGUGUGUGUGUGUGUGUGUGUGUGUGUGUGUAUCUGUAUCUUCUUAUCCACUGGCAAGUUAUUCUCCUUCUGGUUUAUUUUGCCACGGUAUGUUUCCUUCCUGAAGAGAUUAAUUUGUUCCCAUUCCCCUGCUGCCUAUUCUAAGCCCCCAGACUCAAGCCCCUAGCCUCUUGGAUAACAGAAGUUUCUGACUUACCCUUUGGAAUCUCCUUCAUUAUUAUCCCAGGCUUUGCUUUAAGUUGCACUUUAAAUCAUGCCAUCCUAUUUAUGCAAUCUGGCAUCUUCUCCCAUAAGCCCCCCACAGGGAACAACUACCCCCAAUCCUAACUCUAAGUGGUUCUUUGGACUAUAGUCUGCCUCCUAUGACCUGAAAUCCUCUUUCAGGCUAUAGGCCGAGCUUCAGAAGCAGCCAGGUCUGUGAGAAAUGGGCCCCCAUAUCAACCAUGGACUUGGAAUGUCAGGAGAGUAGUAGGCACAGGUGUUAAAAGGAGAGAUUUCAGAAGAUGGGCAAAACGACUGAUGGGGGAAGAUACCUGGAGUGUGAAGAUGAGAAAAACAUGAUGCUGAAGGACCUAGUGAAAUCAAUAAACUCUUGAGUCUUGCUUAGGCUCGCAAACAAGAAGUGGGGAGGCUUGGGGAAUUAGGAUAUGACACAUACGAAAGGUUUAUCUAAGAAGAAAGAAACAGAGAUAAUAUAUAUAUAGAAAGAUGUAUAUAGAUGUAUAUAUGCCCAAAUAUAUUGAAUGUACAGAAGGGAAAUAUUCAAAGACUUUAGCAAUGGGGGCAGAUAUCUUGCCCUGGUUAUGGGGUAGGACACUCAGAUUUUCAGACUUACAAUCAGUGGUCCUGGUUUCAAGAUGGAAGUGAGAUACUUGAUGAAGGAUUUCAAGUCUGGAAAUGGGAAAGGGAGGAGUGGAAGUUCCUUUUCGGAAAUAAAGAGGCAUUCAUCAAGGCUUUUGUUGAAUUCUAUGCUACUGCUAGGACCAGGAAGAGAGAAGUAGGAGGACAACAGGGAGGGGAAGUCUUGGAAAAUCUACUACUUACACUGUGUGCCCCAUCCCCAGCAGCAUCCUGCCACUGCAGUACCUUUUUAAAUUAAUAAAAUAAAAUAAAGCACCUUUUCGUUUCCCUUUCAUGAAGUACACUAAUUUCCCUGUUUUCCACAGGGGUGGGAGCUGCUAUUGCUCACCCCUGGAAUUCAACUGAGGAGCUGAACACCUUGGUGUAUGGGAGGCACUAAAGGGAAGCCUCAACCCUGGAAUCCAAACUGCCGGGACUGGAGAGCUGUUGGGCUUGAGACCUCCCAAGGCCAAGGCCUAGUCUUUUGUGUGGCUGCAAGCAGCCUGAAGAGAAAGCCAUGGAUUCCAGCAGAGUUCUAAUCCUGACAUUUGGGCAUGGAGGGUGAUGCUUUGGUUUUGAUGCUUCUGAAUGAAAAUGAGGAGUGGGGUUAUCAGCUCCUCUAGGGGAUGGUGAUGUUCCAUGAGAAGCUUCCAAAAUCCCUACAAUAUGCUUCACUCCAUUAUUCCCCCAACCCCUGUCAGCCUAAUAAGAUCAUCCAGGAGUUUCCCUAUAAGGUCUGAGCAGAGAAAGAAAGCCAGUUAUACUAUUGCUACAAGUCAAGGACACUGUGCCCUCCCCACAGCUGCUGCCCUGGUCCUCCACUCUUGCUAGCUAACCUUGUUCACUUGUAAAGUAACACACUACCUUUGCUGAAAAGUUAGCAUGGGCCUCCAGGCUCAGUAAUGGCCAACUCUACUGAUACAGAAGGAAUUAAGGAUAGUUUUCCAUUCAUUGCACUAAAGACUAACCCAGGUCAAAUUUAUCUAGGAAAAAAAGGCGUGCAAGAUUUGUUUUGUUUUGUUAUGGUCUGUUAAGAAUAAGCUACUAAAUAAAAUGGAUGACUCUUUGGUUGUCA
Molecule: messenger RNA, 5491 nt
Organism: Callithrix jacchus (white-tufted-ear marmoset)
Lineage: Eukaryota; Metazoa; Chordata; Mammalia; Primates; Cebidae
Gene: KCNJ10
Product: potassium inwardly rectifying channel subfamily J member 10
Biological process (GO): regulation of monoatomic ion transmembrane transport; potassium ion import across plasma membrane
Cellular component (GO): plasma membrane
Molecular function (GO): inward rectifier potassium channel activity
Source: RefSeq, a predicted model, not a curated record